AUCCUCCACAUCCAAUUUCCAUCAGAUCAAAUCACAAAUUCGCAAUCCAUUUUAAGAGAAGAGAAAGUAGAGAGAGAAAAUGGCAGGAAUCAUGCAUAAGAUCGGAGAGACCCUCCACAUGGGAGGCAACAAGGAGGAGGACAAGAAGAAGGCGGAGCACCACGUCGGAGAACAGCACAAGCCGGAGCACUAUAGCGGAGAUCAGCACAAGCCGGAGCACUAUGGCGGAGAUCACAAGCCGGAGCAACACAGUGGCCAGCCCAAGGAAGGAUUCAUGGAUAAGGUGAAGGACAAGAUCCAUGGCGAUAAGAGCCAUGGCGAUGGCCAAGACAAGGGCGAGAAAAAGAAGAAAAAGGAGAAGAAGAAGCACCACGACGGUCAUGAGAGCAGCAGCAGCAGCGACAGCGAUUAGAUCUCAUAGAUCUCUCCGCUUUUACGCUCCUAUCUAGCUAGGUGGAUGGAGUGAUGUGGAAGGAGUUUUUAUUUUUUUUUAAGUUACUGUUGCCAAAAUAAAAAUAAAAACAGAAAAGAAAAAAGAAAUGGAUAUUUGCUGUUUGAAUAGCUACUUCCGAACAGUAUUAUUAUGGAGUUUGUCUUUACUCGAGUGAAGGAGUGAAUGUAAUGCCUAGUACGUUAUGUUUAUAUUGUGCUAAUAAUAUUGUUGUGUUUAUGGAUUUA
Molecule: messenger RNA, 678 nt
Organism: Cornus florida
Lineage: Eukaryota; Viridiplantae; Streptophyta; Magnoliopsida; Cornales; Cornaceae
Product: protein SRC1-like
Exons: 2
Coding region: 80-412 (110 amino acids)
Molecular function (GO): metal ion binding
Source: RefSeq, a predicted model, not a curated record